AAACGUAGUUUGCAAAAAUAGUCUGGGGGCUAUGUGUUCGACCUAUUUUUUUCCCAAUCUACUUCCAGCGCCUUCCUACUUCAUGUUUUUACAUACCUCUUCCCACCGGCGUGUAAUCCAGGUUUGCGCGCCCCGGACUUGUGCUGAUUUCUCUUCUUCCAGCGUCCGGGGGAACCUCCGCGGGGCGGCGGUGAGGGCGCCGGCGUGGGCGCCCAGGGACGCCGCCGCGGUGCAGGAGAGGCUGGCCACCGAGCUCGGGUGCCGCAGCGUCGGCGUGAGGCUCCUGCGCCGCCGGCUCCGCUCCGGCGAGGACGCUCUCGGGGGCCCUGGCGGCCUCCCGCGCUUCGACCUCUACGCGACGCUCGAGGACGGCGCCGAGGCCCCAGUCGUGGACGCCUCCGCCUACCUGGUGUCCGUGUCGACGCUCGCGGCCUGCCUCCUCUGCUUCUACGGCCUGUCGGCGGGCUGGCUGCCAGCCGCGGGCGGACCGUCGGGCGCACUGCCUGCGGGGCUGCUCCUGGGCCUGCUCGGCGUCGGCGAGGGCUGCCGCGCAGCGUGCGCGCGGGCGAGCGGCGUGCGGCUAGGGCCGCCGACGCUGCUGCCGUCGCCGCAGCUGGGCGUGGCCGGCUGCUUCGCCCGGGCCGAGAGCCCGCCGCCCUCGCGGGCCGAGGCCCUGAGGCUGGCCCUCGCGCCGCCGCUCGCGGUGGCGGCGGCGUCCUGCGUGCUGCUCGCCCUCGGCGCCCCGGUGGGCGACGGCGCCGCGGCGGCGGCCGCGGGCGUGGCGCCGGCGGCGGCCCGCGUGGCGUGGCCGCUGGCGCUACUGCCGGGAGGGUGCAGCGCGCAGCUGUGGGCAGGCACGCACGGCCUGCUCAUGCGGCGCUACGCGCUGCUCCCCCACAGCCCGGACGGCAGGAUGGCGCUGCAGAGCCUGGUCGGCCCCGGCACCGCAAGACAG
Prorocentrum cordatum is the source of this 955-nucleotide messenger RNA. The record is from the annotation of a GenBank genome assembly. NCBI's taxonomy places the organism in Eukaryota, Dinophyceae, Prorocentrales, Prorocentraceae.